UCCUAGAUUAGAGAGGAAAAGACGUGACGCCACCAGUCGCUCCAGCUUCUGUGGCAGCUCGCUCCCUCGCUGGACCCUGAGCUGAGAGUUCAUUAGUUGGUUGUAAUUUGUUUGUUAGUUCCCACGCUAUAGGGAUUGUUGUCUUUAGGCUGAAAGACAGCCAAGAAUACUGCUGAUAAUCCCAACGCUGCCUGGAUCCACCCUGUGCAUUUUAGUUUUUACCUUAAGUUUUUCCAUCUAACAGGAGAUUGCUUGUGGGUUUCUAUACCUAUUGCUGCUGGAAUACAAGUCUUUUGUUGCCAAAUUGUUUGGUUUUUCCUGCACAAAGGAUGGUAUCUGUGUGUUUCUUCCUGUAGCUACUAGACCAGGUUGUGUUUGAGGUUCUAGACAUGAGACUAGAAAGCCAGGCUAAGAGUUAACUCUCUCUUGGUCACGUUCAGUGCUUUGGCUACUGAUUUAUUUCUACUAUCAGAGGAGGACGCUGGGUUGGAUUUAUUUUUCCCCCCUGGAUGUGACACUUUGAGCCAUGCUGCUGCUGCUGGUGCUGCUCUGCCUGCAAACAUCACUGCAAGAACAGACCCCUCCCCCUGGUCGAUGUGAUAUCCCACAGAGGAUGGAAGUGCGCACCUCCUGCACUUCCUGCGCCGCCGCUGCCACCAGCAGCUGUCCCCACAGCUUCAGCAGAGCGGGCACCACCAACUGCAGUUACGUGGUGCAGAUCGGCAGCAGGGAAAUGCAGCUGGAUGGAUGUCAGCACAUUUGUGUGAAGAACGUCCUGGAGCCACAGUGCUGCCCGCAACACUGGGGACCGCUGUGUCUCGCCUGUCCCAGCUGGUCAGGGAAGACCUGUAGCUUCCAUGGAGUCUGCCUGGAUGGGGAUCUUGGCAACGGGACCUGUGUGUGUGAUGACGGCUUCUCUGGCUUCGCCUGUCACAAGUGUAAGAAUCAGAACGCUUUUGGAGAAAAGUGCGAUAAAGAGUGUGAGUGCGUGCAUGGAGUGUGUAACAACGGUCCAGAGGGCGAUGGACAGUGUUUGUGUCAACCACCGUACAUUGGGAAGCGCUGUGAUCAAGUUGGUACUAGAUGCAGUAACUGCAGCCCCUACUCGUACUGUAAAGGAGAGGGAGACACCGCCGACUGUGAAUGUUUGCCUGGAUACAUGAAGAUGCCAAAUGGCAGAUGUGGAGCUUUUUGCUCGGGGAGAGACUGUGACAUCAAUGCCCAGUGCUCCUUACAGGGGUCAAAGGUCGUCUGUGCCUGUAAGCCUGACUACCAGGGCGAUGGCAAGAUCUGUGUACCCAUAAAUCCUUGCUCUGAGAACAAUGGAGGGUGUCCCAUCAACUCCACCAUCUGUGUCUUCAAAGGGCCCAACAAGUCCAGCUGCGAGUGCAUGUUUGGCAUGUCCCCUAUAGGUGGCCGUCCUGAGUUUGGUUGUCAGCUGGUCUCUGCCUGCUCAGCGGACACAUGUGACCCCACCGCUGUGUGCCAAACUGAACUGGAUGGACAACCCAGGUGUGUGUGUGAGGCAGGUCAGAUCGGUGAUGGUCGGCGUUGCUAUGGUAACCUAAUGGAGCGGCUUUUAGAGCUGGACAGGAGUGGAAGCCAGAGAGAAAACCUGACUGGAGCCGUCGCCCUGUUCGCGAGAGGCUGCUCAUUGCUGCUGAGUCACAGUGGACCCUUCACAGCUUUUAUCCCGCUGCUGAAAACACCUCUGACUGGUGUUGAUGAUGAGCUAGUGUGUAAAAACCACCUGAUCCUGGGUCAGCACCUCUACAAGGAUCUGGAGGGACGAGACUUCAACCUGUACGGAGGAGCCAAGCUGAGGACCAAAGGCAACAAGAGGUUCAUUCUGAUGGAUGACCCCAGCAGACUGUUCACCAUCCUGGAGGACGACCUGCCAGCAGCCAACGGGAUCAUCCACAUCAUCAAUCAGCCAAUCAUAAACACACUUUCUGAGCAGCCUCCUCACGACGAACAGUUUGCUGAUAAGACAAUUGGAGAGAUUCUGACUAAAGAUGGAAAGUACAACCGCUUCCUGUCUCUGGUUGAUAACUGUGGGUCACCCCCUCCUCUGCGGGGCCCAGGACCCCUGACUGUGUUUGUCCCCACCAACCAGGCUGUGGACCGAGCCAGAGAUGGCAGCAUCCUGUACAUGCUGAAUGAUGCCAAACAUAAACUUCAGGAACUCCUCAGACACCAUGUUUUCACCCAGGCUGUGCUGACAGUCGAUGAGUUGGCCGCCCUUCCUCGGAUUCAGACAAUGGCCAAUCAGUUCGUCACCAUUACUGUGUCUGAUGAUGGUGAGAUUCUACUGGGUGAAAGGGGCAUCCAUCUGGUGAGCACCAACAUCAUGGCAUCCAACGGGAUCAUACAUAUGAUUGAUGGAUUGCUGUACCCGCCCUCCAUCCUCCCCAUCCUGCCUCACCGCUGUGAUAUCAUUGAGACCGAGAUCACUGUGGGUCCAUGUGUUCACUGCAGUUACCUCCAUAACACUGAGUGCCCAGAUGGCAGCACUGAAAUGGACAGUCAUCAGAUUGGCUGUGAAUACGUCGUGUCUCCUCUCCAUCCAACACUCAGUAAAGGCUGCGCCAAAAACUGCGCCAACACCACCAAAAAGGUAGAAGAGUGUUGUAAAGGUUUCUAUGGUCCAGACUGUAAACCCUGUAUUGGAGGAUUCCAGCAUCCCUGCUACGAUAAAGGAACGUGCUUUGAUGGUAUCCAUGGCAACGGCUCAUGUAGCUGUAAGUCGGGCUUCAAGGGUGUUGCCUGCCACAUCUGCUCAGAUCCAUCCAAGCACGGUGACAACUGUGACGAAGAGUGUCGCUGUGUCCACGGUGUGUGUGAUAACCGUCCAGGCAGUGGUGGUUUGUGUCGGAGAGGAUCUUGUAUAGAGGGAUACACUGGAGAAAACUGUGACAAUACGGCCAUGCCCUGCAACUCUGACGGUCUGCAGCAACACUGUCACAUCCAUGCUUACUGUACACACACAGGACUGCACACUGUGUGUGUGUGUAGGGAUGGAUAUGAGGGCGAUGGUCACUCCUGUUCUCCUAUAAACCCCUGCCUGAAGAGUAACCGAGGAGGCUGCCACACUAAUGCAGAGUGCGUUUAUGUGGGUCCAGGUAAUGUGUCGUGUGUGUGUGCCGGGGGUUGGACAGGUGACGGCAAAAUGUGUGUGGAGAUUAACAAUUGCCUGCUGGAGAGUCCAAGACCCUGCAGCCCCAACGCUGACUGUUACUACGUUGGACCCGGAUCGAGUCGGUGUGAGUGUAAAAAAGGUUAUAUGGGUAACGGGAUCGUGUGUGACCUCAUCAACCCCUGCCUCACAAAUAACGGAGGCUGCCAUGACCUGGCGAAGUGUGAGCUGAAAGAGGCCGACACUCACACCUGUACCUGUCCUGAUGGCUACAUGGGAAAUGGAGUCACCUGCUAUGGCUCCUUACUGGAUGAGCUGGACAUGAACCCAAAGUUCUUCAGCUUCUUCCAGUUGAUGCAGAAGUACAAUCACUUCUCUGAGGACCUGAGUGGGAACCUCACAGUGUUGGUUCCGUCCAGAGAAGCUCUGAAGAACAUAACUUCUGCUCAGGUCUCGUUCUGGGCCAGCCGACACCACCUGCCUCACUUCCUGCGGGCCCACUACCUACCAGGACACUACGCUGUAGAAGAUCUGGAAAGACUGGUGGGCAGCAGGGUGCAGACCCUGCACCCCCCCACCUCCUGGGAAAUCAGCAGCAGCAGCAUGGCGAUUCGCAUCGGAAACGCCUCCAUCCUCACCCCCAACCUGCUUGCAAUCAAUGGCUACUUGCACAUCAUAGACCAGGUUCUUGCCCCAUCCAUCUCGGAUCUUCCCACUGAGCCCCCCACCCUAAUGGCCUUCCUGAACACCACCAACAAUUUCACUCUGUUCAGACAGUACGCUCUGAUGUACAACCUGUCAGAGAAUUUGGGUGUGUUGGAUUUCACCAUCCUGCUGCCAACAGACGAUGCCAUCAGGCAGCACCUCAGCAGGACUAACUCCUCCCUCCUGGAAUCUGAUGUGUUCAAUUACCAUGUAGUUCCCAAUGAGCUGCUGUUCCCGGACCGCCUGGGUGAUGUCAUGUUGAAAAGCACUCUGCUCGGAAGAGACUACCAGGUCCAGUUCCACUUAAACAACAACAACCAGACAGUUGUGAAUGAUGUUCCUCUUGACGGCAGUUUCAUUGAGACGCAGUACGGAGUCAUCAUGGUUCUCCCUCAGGUCCUCAAAGUUCGCCACAACAGAUGUAGCAAGCAGGUCUUCCUGCAAAAAAAUGGAAGGUGUUCAGACUGUGAUGGACCACCUCGCUGUCUCUUGAACUAUGCACCAAUCAAGAAACGAUUUCCAGCCAACAUGGUGCCUAACUGUAGAUACAGGAAGCGGGUUGGAUCCAGGAGGAAGUCAGUGCAAGGCUGUGUCAUCAAAUGUCUUCAGCCUACCAUGGAUCAGUCUUGUUGCCCUGGUUACUACGGCCACGAGUGCUUCAAAUGCCCCGGAGAUGUCGGCAGCUGGUGCUCCAAUCACGGGGAGUGUCAGGAUGGUAACCAUGGCAAUGGGGAGUGCCAUUGCUACGAGGGUUUCCAUGGUACCGCAUGCGAGGACUGUGAGCCUGGACGAUACGGAGUUAACUGCACCGCAAAGUGUGUGUGUGACCAUGGGAAAUGUGAGGACGGUCUGGCAGGAAGUGGCAGGUGUGUGUGUUACAAGGGUUGGAAAGGAGCCUCCUGCUCUGUAGAGAUCAAGGAUGAUGCCUGUGGAGGUGUGUGUGACGAGAAUGCCAACUGUAUAACAGGGCCACAGGGAUCUGCUGCAGCCUGUGUGUGUGUAGCUGGAUAUGAAGGCAAUGGCACCUACUGCAAUGAGCUGGACUUGUGCAGCAGGUCUAAUGGUGGAUGUUCAGGGUUUGCCACCUGUAUGAAGGUCUCAGCAGGGCAAAGGACCUGUACCUGUCUAAAGGGUUACACUGGAGAUGGGGUCGUCUGCCUGGAGGUUGAUGGCUGCCUGGUCAACAAUGGAGGCUGCCACCCGUCAGCAAACUGCUUCAGAACAGGCCCCAACACUACGGCCUGCAGGUGUCGGGAGGGCUUCCGACCAUUAGGGAGGUUCUGUUAUCCCAGCAACCCCUGCAGAAAUAACAACGGUGGAUGCAGUAGGCACGCUCGCUGUGAGUACAUAGGCGAUGGUCAGAGGAACUGCACCUGCUACCGAGACUAUGUGGGCGAUGGCAUCGACUGCCGGGGAAACACCAACAAUGAGAUCUCACGACUUCCGGAGAAUGCCUUCUUCCAUCAAAUGCUAUCUCUGGACAAUCAUAUUCUUUAUGGUAAUGGACCCUUCACUGUCUUUGCCCCUUUAGCAGAAACCAACAACAAAUCCUCUAUCAAGGAUUGGAAGUCAUUUGGUCGUCUUCCUGACCUGAUACGUUACCACAUUGUUUCCUGUGAGAUUUUGACCUUGAGUGACCUCAAAACCACAGAGCGUGUUGUCUCAACAUCAGGACACAUGCUGUACUUCAGCCUGCAGCAGGGUUCAGUCUGGCUCAACAACAGAUCAAGGAUUGUGAAGAGUGACUACACCACAACAAAUGGAGUCAUUCACCACAUCGACACCCUGUUGAUGCCUUACAAGCUGGAGGACAAACCACGCCUCCUGCCUAGCACAAUGAACUUCACCACAGCAGCUGUGUUUUAUGGCUACAGCCGCUUUUACAAGCUUGUGGAGGAUGCAGGGUUACUCCCUCUACUUCAGAUGCCCAUCCACCAGCCGUUCACAAUGUUCUGGCCCACAGACGACGCCCUCAACUCCCUGCCAGCUGAACGACAGCACUGGCUCUCCAACCCCGACCACCAAGAAAAACUGGCUGCUAUCGUGAAGGCUCACAUCAUACGCAACUGGAAAGGAAGAGGAGGAUGGCUGGAUCAAUUGUUGAUGGGUGUCAGUCAGCCUGGGAGGUUCGAGUCAUUCCGCACCAUGCAUGGAUCCAUCAUCAAGUACAGCUGUGACAAGACCCUGGUGGGGGCUGUGCUGAUUAAUGAUAACGCAGCCAAGUUAGUGGAGCGCUACCUGACCUUCACAGAGGGAGUGGCCUAUGGCAUCGACCAGUUAUUGGAGCCACCUGGCCUGGGAGCAUACUGCGACGGCCUCGAGAACAGAACCACUUAUGGGCGCUGUGGAUCCUGCCGCUUCCCUCCGCCCUGCCCCCUCAGACACACUGACACAAAAAAAACGGAGCAUUGUUUAAAUUACCCUUACCAGAGGCAUGGGCCUGGCUACCCACGUUGGUAUGAUAGCCUGGACGAUUUCAGCAGAAUAGGCUGUAAGAGAGUUUGUCAGUUUCCUUCCUGGGUGCAGAAGUGCUGCAAAAACCACUACGGCCGAGACUGUCAAGUUUGUCCCGGAGGCGUUGAGGCCCCUUGUGGUGGAAUCUAUGGGGAAUGUGACGAUGGUCUGCGUGGUUCAGGACGCUGCAGGUGCCACAAAGACUUUAGAGGAGUAAGCUGUGAACUGUGUGCCACCGGCCGCUAUGGCCCCAACUGCACAGCCUGUAGCUGUGGGAAGCAGGGAAGGUGCGACCAGGGCAUUGAAGGUACUGGACAGUGUUUCUGUAACCCAGGCUGGGUGGGUGAUCGCUGCCAGAAUGAAAUAGGUUCAAUCCCAGAGGAAUGUCGGCAGUGCCACUCUCAGGCUGUCUGUGUGCCAGUUGUGGGCUGUCAGUGUAAAUCUGGAUUUCAGGGAAACGGCACCUUCUGCAGUCCAGAGCCACCUCCAGACCUCUGCUCAGAGUAUAAUGGUGGCUGUCACCAAAACGCAGACUGUAACCAGACAGGACUGGUCGUCAACUGCACCUGUCACAGUGAUUACCAAGGAGACGGCUACUCCUGCGAGCCCAUCAACAGAUGUGUUGAAGAGGUGAAUGGUGGCUGCAGUGACUUUGCCUCCUGCAAGUUCACUGGCCCAAACGAGCGCGAGUGUGAGUGCCUGCCAGGGUACGUGGGUAAUGGAGUGCAGUGUCUGGAGAAGAUGGUGCCCCCUGUUGACCGCUGCCUGGAAGAAAAUGGAGGCUGUGACCCUGUGGCCACCUGCAAGGACUUGCAUUACCAUGCCAACACAGCCGGAGUGUUCCACCUGCGCUCUCCAGAGGGGAAGUACAAAAUGAACUUCAGCCAGGCAGACGCUGCCUGCCAGGCAGAGGGCGCCACGCUGGUCACCUUUAAACAGCUGGGAGAUGCACAGCAGUUGGGGAUGCAUCUGUGCGUCGCUGGAUGGAUGGCGGGGGGGAAGGUGGGAUACCCGACCCGCUUCCCAUCAGUCAGGUGUGGAGACAACCACGUGGGCCUGGUUAUUUACAAAGAGCCUGUAGACCAGAGCAGCAAGUACGACGCCUACUGCUACAGGCUCAGAGAUGUUUCCUGUGUGUGUCCCGCUGGUUAUGUUGGAAAUGGAGACUUCUGUAAUGGCGUCCUGACCAGUGUUCUGGCAGCUAACAGCAAUGUCUCCAUCUUUUACAAGUUGCUGUUGGAUUAUAGCGGCUUGUCCUCGGAGGGGAAACAGCUUGUUGAAUUUCUGACUUACAGGAAGUCUGAAGUCACGCUGUUUGUUCCUCAUAACUCUGGCUUCUCCAAAAACCAGACUCUGUCUGGUCGAGAUCUUGAGUAUCACGUCUCAGCCAAUCACAUCAGACGCCCAUUUAAGGAUCUGAGACAUGAGGAAGUCAUCGCAUCGCGGCUUGGGUUCAACCUGACUGUUGCCCAUGGCAACAACGAGAGUUAUAAGCUGGUGAACAAGCGGCUGCUGGUGGAGUGGGACAUUCCCCCUCUGACAGCGCCUCCCCAACCGAGCUCCAAUGAUGCUUCCCAAGGCCACGCCCACUCCAGCGGCACAGCGGCAGCCAUCUUGGUGUCUUUGUUGCUGGCGUGUGUGUUGGCUGCACUUGGGUACUACAUCUUCAAACACAAGACCGAUGCUUUCCGCUUCCAUUACUUCAAAAAUGAGGAUGAGGAUGGUGUGACCGGAGGCAGGACCAAACCUACACUUGUCUCAAUCCCCAACCCUCUUUAUAGCAGCUCCAGGGCCUUUGCUGAACCAUUUGGGGACCCCAAUCAGGAUAUGGAGCCGGUAGAACCUGAAGAACCUCCAAAGCUUCUGGACCUGGACCAGUAAAACCAGUUGAGCCAGUAAAACUGGAAUUGACCGUUUACAAACCACAAUAAUCUGUCUGCUUUAUCACUGUUGAGCUUCUUGCAGUUUGUCUAUACCCACAUAAGAAAUAAAAGCUGUCCAUUUACCCAAUGCAGAUGCUCUCUGAGGAAAACAAAAGUAUUUUUUUAUUAGCAAAGCUAAUGUGUAAUAAAGUGUUUCUAGUAACUGUGAAACUGUCAGAGAAUAAUCACCAACUCCGGUGAUUUUUAUGGCACAUAUUGUUUGGUUCAAUCUCAGCUAGCUUUAUUUCAAAGCGCCAGUAAAAGCAAGGGAAAACUGUGGCUUUGUUUUUAAAGACUAAACUAUAGUCGCAUGAAAUAUUCCGUUUUGUUUUUUGUUUUUUUUAAUGGAACGACUAUUCCAAUAUCAUUGCCCAUCUCUAAUGCAGAGUUUAAUUCAAAGCCAAAACCCUGAUACCUUAUUCCUCUGUGCCACAGAGCUCUAUUGUUUAAAAUCUAUUAAAAACACAUCAAUGAGCUAAAAUGUUAAACUGGGUGGUCCCUUCAUUAUCAUAAGCAUACACUGUAUUUUGAUGCAGUGCCACAUACACGAUCUUGUUGCUGAAAACAGUCCAACAAAUGCACUGUUUCCUGUAUUUCACAGAAAUAUAUAGAUUUACAUCUUCAGAAGAAAUAAAGGAGAUUGCCUCUGACUUUAACUUGGAGAGACUAGCCGAGCACUAAUUGCAAAGUACUCUCCACCAUGUAAAAUCAAAUCUAUCCAUUCAUCUGCCUGUCCGCUGUUGUUUUGUCAUCAAUCACUAAUGACUGGUGUUGUCUCUUGGCAACAAGGCUGUGUCAUUGUGCCGAGUUUGCCAGGAAAUUGUUACAAUGGCAAGAAAAAAGUUAAGCCUUCAUAAUUAUCUGGAUUUAUGGAUACGUUUCUCUUAAAAUAUGAUCAGAUCUUCAUCUAAGCUUCAAUUGUAAGCAAUCAACACAUCAUGUGUUGUUUAUCAUUCAGUCACUCUGGAAAAUGUAUAGAACCCCACAGUUAAUUACAACAAAAGCUAAUUACGUAGAGUCUGGAGCUAGCCAACCUGAGUCUAAUCAAUUAACACUGGAGGUUUGGGUUAGAGCUACAAUUAUUUUAAAAAACACACACAAACAUUGAGUUUGCUGUUCAGUAGAAGCAUCUGUUCAUGUGAACCUUACUAUGAAAAUUAGAUUUUUAAGAGAUAUCAAAUGGCUUAUGAACAAGAAUUGUUGAUUUGCAUAAAGCUGGAGAGGGUUAGACAGUAAUUUCUGUAAAUGGAAGGCAGUUUAGUCUGAUAGCUACUCUCCCUAGAAGUGGGGAUCCAGAUAAGAUGCCUCCAAAGGCGCAACACAGAAUGCCCAUUGAGGUGGAGAAGAAGAGUUAACAGUUCGAAGUUUAAAAGGAAUCAUUGGAGCUGAUUAACAUCUCUGUUCAUGAGUCCUGUGCAAAUCAUGGUGCAUAGCAGGACACCACAGAGGAAGCUACUACUCUUCAAAAAUAAACAAAUCACAGCACACCUGAACUUUUAAAAAAAGGUCACCUUGACGCUCCACAAUGUUACUGGGAAUAUGUUUGGUGGACUGGUGAAAUAAAGUUAAAUUGCUUGGAACAAACUCAGCACUAUGUAUGGCAUAAAAAAGGUACUGCAUACCAAAAUGAAAACAUCAUCCCAAAGGAGGAGCACGAUGGAGGGAGCAGCUUGACAUCAAAGAGGAAAAUGAACUAGAAAAUUGCAUUGUCUGAAGAAAAUUGCAUUG
Monopterus albus (swamp eel) is the source of this 9945-nucleotide messenger RNA. RefSeq names its product stabilin 1 (gene stab1). The record is from RefSeq and is a predicted model, not a curated record. NCBI's taxonomy places the organism in Eukaryota, Metazoa, Chordata, Actinopteri, Synbranchiformes, Synbranchidae. The transcript is spliced from 71 exons. The coding region runs from base 527 to 8176 and encodes 2549 amino acids. Gene Ontology annotation, molecular function: hyaluronic acid binding. Gene Ontology annotation, biological process: cell adhesion.